Penicillium atrosanguineum is the source of this 1584-nucleotide messenger RNA. RefSeq lists its product as uncharacterized. Bases 1 to 1584 code for a protein of 527 amino acids. The record is from RefSeq and is a predicted model, not a curated record. Lineage: Eukaryota; Fungi; Ascomycota; Eurotiomycetes; Eurotiales; Aspergillaceae. The transcript is spliced from 2 exons.
AUGGCAGUCGCAGACCCUCCACCCUGGCUGCUUCCCAGUAUCUAUCCUUCCACUCGGUGUAAGGCCAAUACACCUCCAACAUGGCUUGUGGUUUUCAUCUGUCCUCUGGAAGACAUAGAGCGAACUUCAAUGAUGACCAAGCUAAGCUCCGUUGAUGAGGAAUGGCCAAAUAGUCCCCGAAAUGAGAUGCGACGUCUAGUGGAAAUUCCUUGGUUGAUGGAUUAUAAGCCGCCGACAUCUGUUAUCUUCCAUAUGUUGAAGGAGGAUCCUCUCAUCUUCAUUGAUGAUCAGUCCCGGGCGGAUCACUCGGCAAUCAUCGCCUGGAAGACAUCUAAGGAAUCGGUCCCCGAGGCUGCUCGCGUACCAAUCGGGCGAGCUAACAUGCUUCUGGGUAUAGCUGUCGAGGGCGGAUUAUCAUCGGAGUAUACUCGAAUAUUACCAGAGCCGGAGGAAGAAAAAGCCGUCCAGCCAUACAAUAAUGUGCUUCCAUCCCAUCUCUUGGGGUUGAGUCUCCAGCCAUUCACCCCAACUCUGAUCUCUCUGGUGCAUCUCUCGAAGACAGUACAAGAAAAUAUCGAGUCGAUGAUCGACUGUCCCACAAUCAUCCACAAUUGGCCAGAAAAUCAAGAGCCAUGUUCCCGUGCUCAGCACUACCGAAUGUUUCAAGCGCUGAAGAUUUGCCGCGAAGGUAACUACCAGGCCUUCGCCUUCUUCAUCGAUGACGACGCCGAAGGCUACCAUAUCGUCACAGCGAAGGGGUCCAGCGUUCCAAACUUUUCAGAUCCCGAGGCCAGCAAACUGGAGCUGUAUACCCUGCCUUUUGAUAAAGUCGCGCAAUCCUGGAAUGCAGCCUGGAAUCCAGAGAGUCAUAUCCCGACACGCUUGCCCAGUGGCCCAUACAUGUACAAUCCGGCCAUGUAUGAAAUACAGGUCUCCGGAGGGGAGCCAAUUGUCAACCCGGACGAUAUCGCUGGUAGCCUGGACACUGAUGUCGUCUUCAUCUUGGAACAAAUGACUCCGACCGAGCUCCGCAAAAUCCAAUCGGAAAUGUUCACCAUUACUGAACAGAACUGGAUGUGGGUUGACGUAUCAGAUCGACUAGCGUCACCAGAUAUACAGGGCUUGUUGACAUACUUUGAAUCCGGAGCGUUUACCAAAUACUCUCCCCCGAACAACUUUCUUGCCGUUGACCGCAAGACUCUAUCCGAUGCGAUCGAACCGAUUGAUGAUCGAGAUGACUGUGAGGCUAUUAUCGUUGCUUCUUAUGAGGAAGGCGAUGUCUGGUUUCACGAUGACAUGUACAAUACUUUCGGCCACAUAUCGACUGGUUAUGGUUAUGAAAGAAGAGAUCCCGAGGAGGCCGACUCGGAUUACAUCAGUUUGUCCAUUGAAAACGUGAGCUGGAGCGAAAUGUGCGGUGGCAGCCCGAUCGUCUAUUGGAGUGCGUAUCGAGCGUGGGCUGAGGAGCAUUCGGACGGUGAUAAUGCCUUUAAGAGGUUUUCCGGGAACCUAUUUGCGAGGUCUUUUGGUCUGGAUGGGAUGAAAGUCUAUCAGGAAGGAAAAGCUGGUUUUGCUACAGAAUAA